Fomitopsis serialis is the source of this 258-nucleotide messenger RNA. Its product is annotated as P-loop containing nucleoside triphosphate hydrolase protein. The record is from RefSeq and is a predicted model, not a curated record. The transcript has a single exon. Lineage: Eukaryota; Fungi; Basidiomycota; Agaricomycetes; Polyporales; Fomitopsidaceae. The annotation marks the transcript as partial. Gene Ontology annotation, molecular function: RNA binding; RNA helicase activity.
GUGGGCUACCUGUGCAUGUCCCUGCACGGUGGCAAGGACCAGGUCGACCGUGACUCGACCAUCACUGACUUCAAGUCCGGUCUCGUGCCCAUCGUCAUUGCGACGUCUGUGGCUGCGUAUGGUCUGGACGUCAAGCAGCUGAAAUUGGGUAUAAACUACGACGUGCCGAAUCACAUGGAGGAUGAUGUCCACCGUGCAGGUCGUACCAGGCGCGCAGGCAACAAGGGCACAUGUGUUCAUCACGCCCGAACAAGAUAG